AUGUUAGGAGCACCUGCUGCCGCAAAGAGAAUUAACAUCAACAAAGACAUCAGGGACGACAUCGGGGACGACAUCGGGGACGAUAUCUGCCCCUUCAUCUACCACAAACACCUCGGAAUCGGCCACAAGUACCCGGUCAUCAUCGGGCUCUACAUCACACAGCACAUCUGGACGAUCAACUACGACCGGGGAAACUGCACCCACGUCUCUUCCCACGGACAGCAUCUCGGACAUCAUCCGGACCGCCAUCCCUACCUCGGCGCAGACCGAGCCCACCGCGCCCUGCUUUCUAACUGCCACCGGAGAUUCGCAUUGCCUAGCGAGCUUCAGAGCUAUUACUCUUCAGUCAAUGCCGGCGCAUCCCUUUCAAGCUACUGCACCGCGGCGCCUACUUCUCCAGGUGGUUCCCACGGCACGCCGGGCUCUUCUCUUUCCAAAGGCGGAAAAGUCGGCGUGGCGGUCGGUGCGGUCGCCAUCGCCGUCGCUCUGGGCGUUCUCAUAUUCCUCGCAGCGAAGACGGGCCUGGUGGCCAGAUGGUGUGCUUUGUGCGGCGUAGGCGCGGCCGCUGCUGAAGAGCGAAGCACGCCUGUGAUCCCCACCACGAGCAGGCUGGGCUCAGGAAUGCUCCGUCUGGGCGGUUCUGGCCGCUACCGGACUGGGGUGUCUGGAAUCAUAUCCGGAGACAGUCGCAAUUUGAUGAGGGGCGGCGCAGGAGGAAGCGUGCCGCCCUCGCCGCCGGUGCACGAUCCCCCGGCGGUGCCCACCGCCGUGACAUACGUAUCAAAAAGCGAUGAGGAUACGAAAGGUGUAGAAUCGCAUCACGCCAGCAUCAUGACGGUGUCGUCGUUAGAAAGCAGCUCAGGCCAUGAGCUUGCGGUCAUGCCGUCGCCUCCAUCGGAUACGAGGUCCGGUAAAGAACCGGCGUAA
This is a messenger RNA of Clonostachys solani, 927 nucleotides long. The record is from the annotation of a GenBank genome assembly. NCBI's taxonomy places the organism in Eukaryota, Fungi, Ascomycota, Sordariomycetes, Hypocreales, Bionectriaceae.